Parnassius apollo (apollo) is the source of this 1215-nucleotide messenger RNA. The record is from the annotation of a GenBank genome assembly. NCBI's taxonomy places the organism in Eukaryota, Metazoa, Arthropoda, Insecta, Lepidoptera, Papilionidae.
AUGUACAUCGACGUGCACGACCUCAACGUCGAUCUGCACGAUGUACACGAGGAUCGCAACACUUUCCAUCGCUUCGACAAGUUCAACGCGAAAUACAAUCCGGUGGGCGCGAGCCAGUUGCGCGAAGUGUUUCUCAAGACUGAUAACUAUAUGGACGGCGAGUAUUUCGCUACAAUAAUCAAGGAGGUGAUAGCGGAGCUGGCGGAGAGCAAGUACACGUACGUGGAGCCGCGCCUGUCGAUCUACUGCAAGCGUGCGGAGGAGUGGAGCCGGCUGGCGAGCUGGGCCAUACGCCACGAGGUGCACUCGCCGCACGUGCGGUGGCUAGUGCAAGUGCCCAGGCUCUACGAUAUAUACCGCAACAAGAGGCUGCUGAAGAAUUUCCAGGAGUUCCUCAACAAUCUGUUCGAUCCACUGUUCCAGGUGUCCAUAAACCCCAGUACAAACAUAGAGCUACACAAGUUUCUCACGCACGUGAUUGGCUUCGACAGCGUGGAUGACGAGUCCAAGCCGGAGAACCCGUACCCAAACGAGAUUAUGAAGCGGCCGGAUGAGUGGCGAGACGAGAAGAACCCGCCCUAUGCGUACUACCUGUACUACAUGUACGCCAACAUGACCGUGCUCAAUCAGAUACGCAAGGAGCAGGGCCUCAACACGUUCGUGCUGCGGCCGCACUGCGGCGAGGCGGGGCCCAGCGCGCACCUCAGCGCCGGCUUCCUACUGGCACAGAACGUAUCGCACGGACUCAUGCUGAGAAAGUUCCCGGUGCUGCAGUACCUGUACUACCUGGCACAGAUCUACAUCGCCAUGUCGCCGCUGAGCAACAACUCGCUGUUCUUGCGUUACCAUCGCAACCCUCUGCCAGAUUUCUUUGCGCGGGGACUUUGCGUCGCGCUCAGUACUGACGAUCCGUUACAAUUUCAUUAUACAAGGGAACCAUUGAUGGAAGAGUACAGCAUAGCAGCACAAGCGUGGAAGUUGAGCUCUUGCGACAUGUGCGAGCUGGCGCGUAAUUCCGUGCUCAUGUCUGGGUUCCCGCACGAGAUGAAGCAGCGGUGGCUGGGUGCACAGUACGUGGUUGCGGGCCCGGCGGGCAACGACAUCGCGCGCACCAACGUGCCCGACGUGCGCGUCGCGUACCGCCACGAGACCCUGCUGCACGAGAUGCGCAACCUCUUCGGAGUUAGUGCACACCUUCAUUUAAUUUUACAUUGA